This is a messenger RNA of Falco peregrinus (peregrine falcon), 6586 nucleotides long. RefSeq names its product apoptosis associated tyrosine kinase (gene LMTK1). Lineage: Eukaryota; Metazoa; Chordata; Aves; Falconiformes; Falconidae. Bases 1186 to 5766 code for a protein of 1526 amino acids. Gene Ontology annotation, molecular function: protein tyrosine kinase activity; ATP binding. The record is from RefSeq and is a predicted model, not a curated record. Gene Ontology annotation, biological process: peptidyl-tyrosine autophosphorylation; brain development. The transcript has 16 exons.
GGGAGUGCUGCAGAGCUGCGGUGGAAAGAGUCCCAUGGGACCCCCAUGGCUGGGGUGGGGGUGUUGUGAUGGAGCCAGGCGACGCUGUGCCAGGGGUCCUGGCCCUCCUGGGGUGGUGAUGCCCUCCUCACUGACCCCAGCCUGGUGCCUGUGCUGGCAUGGUGUGCAGGGCUCAGCCGUGGGGUGCUGAUCUCCCAGCCCAGCAGUGCUGCCACCGUGCUGCAUGCGCCCACCUGCACCCCCUGCUCAGCUCCGAGCACCCCAGCCUUGCCCCAGAGGCCAUCACGGGGUGGGCGUCCAGGCAGGGGAGCGGCUCAGGGCUGGUGCCAGGCACCAAGGCCAGAGUGGGGCACAGUGCCAGUGCCGGGGACCCUACUCCUCCUGUGUGUGUGUGUGUGUGUGUGUGGGCAGAGCCUCAGGAUGGGGUGCAGGAUGUGGUGGGGUCUCCAGCUUCUUUUGAGAGCCCUGGGGUCCUUCAGACCGCAUCAGCAGGCCCUGCUCCCUGCACCCCGCACCCCGGUGCUCCCUGUGCCCCCCUAUUCCUUGUGUCCUGGUGCUCUGGCAGCGGCUGCUGCAGGGCUGUUCGACCUGGUUUUGGGAGCGUUUGGCCUCUGCGAUGAUGCCAUGUUUCCCAUCACCGUACUGAGCGCCUGCACUGUGGUUACGGGCAAGGGCAGUGCCUGCUUGCCUGAGCAGCCAGGCAGUGGCCGUGGGUUAUGGUGGUGGUGGUGCCCCUGUGCCGGCGCCCAGCCCAGUCUGGGCUGGUCAUGGCUCCCAGCUCACUGGUUGUGCAGGUGGGGAAACUGAGGCGGGACCAGCCAGACCUGGCCAGCCCCUCGGUUUGGAGAGUGGUUGGUUUGCAGGGCUCUGGUUCCCGAGCCGCGGCUGAGAGGCGGCUCAGCUGACAGGCCCCGUUGGAAGGGCUUCUGUCGCCGCGCUCUGCUCCCCGUCGACAUUCAAAAGGCUCUUUUCAGUGAGUCAUUUUCUCUUUUGCUGUCCCACUAUCCAGGGAAAAUGGUGACAUUCGCGGUGCAAAGUGUGUUCACCAUGGAAACCAGCUGAAAGGAGGGAGAACGCCACCCCCUGCUCCUCCCAGACGGCACCCCCCUUAGUGAGCUCUCCUGGUCCUCCUCACUGGCCGUCGUGGCCGUCUCCUUCUCGGGGCUCUUCACCUUCAUCUUCCUCAUGUUGGCCUGCCUGUGCUGCAAGAAGGGGGACAUCGGCUUCAAGGGUCAGUUGUCUCUGCUCGGUGUGUGCCCCCCCGCGCGCCCCCCGGCCCAGGAGUUUGAGAACGCCGAGGGGGAUGACUACGUGACGGAGCUCUCGGCCCAGGGCUCGCCUGCCCCCCAGCAUGGCCCCGAGGUCUACGUCCUGCCCCUCACCAAGGUCUCCUUGCCCAUGGCCAAGCAGCCGGGGCGCUCAGUGCAGCUUCUCAAGUCGGCGGACCUGGGGCGGCAGAGCCUGCUCUACCUGAAGGAGAUCGGGCAUGGCUGGUUCGGCAAGGUGUUCCUGGGGGAGGUGAACUCGGGCAUCAGCAGCACUCAGGUGGUGGUGAAGGAGCUGAAGGCGAGCGCCAGCGUGCAGGACCAGAUGCAGUUCCUGGAGGAAGCGCAGCCGUACAGGGCCCUCCAGCACACCAACCUGCUGCAGUGCCUGGCCCAGUGCGCCGAGGUCACCCCGUACCUGCUGGUGAUGGAGUUCUGCCCUCUGGGUGACCUGAAGGGGUACCUGCGGAGCUGCCAGGGGGCUGAGGCCAUGACCCCGGACCUGCUGACCCUGCAGAGGAUGGCGUGCGAGGUGGCCUGCGGUGUGCUGCACCUGCACAGGAACAACUACAUCCACAGUGACUUGGCCCUGCGGAACUGCCUGCUCACCGCUGACCUGACCGUCAAGAUCGGAGACUACGGGCUCUCACACUGCAAGUACAAAGACGACUACUUUGUGACGGCCGACCAGCUGUGGGUGCCGCUGCGCUGGAUCGCACCCGAGCUCAUCGAUGAAGUGCAUGGCAACCUGCUCAUCGUGGACCAGACCAAGUCCAGCAACGUCUGGUCGCUGGGUGUCACCAUCUGGGAGCUGUUUGAGCUGGGCAGCCAGCCCUACGACCACUACUCCGAUCGGCAAGUGCUUGCCUAUGCCAUCAAGGAGCAGCAGCUCAAGCUGCCCAAGCCCCAGCUGAAGCUCUCGCUGUCAGAGCGCUGGUACGAGGUGAUGCAGUUCUGCUGGCUGCAGCCGGAGCAGCGCCCGACGGCAGAGGAGGUGCACCUCCUGCUUUCCUACCUCUGCGCCAAAGGGGCGACGGAAGUGGAGGAGGAGUUUGAGAAGCGCUGGAACUCCAUGAAACCCAACGGCAGUGCCAGCGCCAGCCACCACGGCCCCGAGCUCUCCUCCUUCCCGCUGCUGGAGCAGUUCUCGGCCGAUGGCUUCCCCUCAGAUGGGGAUGACAUCCUGACUGUCAUGGAGACCAGUCACGGCCUCAAUUUCGAGUACAAGUGGGAGCACACCAAGACCGAGCACUUCCAGGCACCUCUGGGGUCCCUGAGCCCCAGCAGCGCCGCCCGGUACCACGACCUCUACUACCCGGCCACGACGGCGGGGCGCCUGAGCCUGGGGGUCUCGCCCUCCUGCUACGAGUGCAAGCCGCCGGGCUGCCCCAGCCUGCCGGCCCCCGGUGUGGUGCCCAUCCUGGGUGCCCACAGCCCCUCGCUGGGCAGCGAGUACUACAUCCGCAUUGAGGGGCCUGGGGAGGGCGGCGCCGAGCUGGACUAUGCCAUGUGCGCCUACAGCCCUGCGGGUGAGCGGGGGUCCCUGCGCCCCCCAUCCUGCUGGAGAGCCCAGGGUGCCCAGAGUGGCAGCACGUACGACUCCGACAGCAGCCCCACCGUCUCCCUCAGCAUGGAGCCGCUGCUGGGCCACGCGCCGGCGGCCGAGGGCUCCUGGGAGUGUGCCGAGUACUACCCCUACCCCUGUCCGGGGCAGGAGCCGCAGGGCUACGAGCCGUCCCCCAGCCAUGGGGCCGAGGGGUACCUGCUGGAGCAGGAGCCCACGCAGCCAGGGAGCCAGAACUGGGCCAUCCCCGCCUUCCAGCCCAGCAUCUUCACCGACCCCCUGGGCGUCUCCCCGUCGGUGAACUGCACCUACAGCCCCCGGGAGUACGGGGAGCCGCAGGCACCCCUGCCGGGCGGGCGGCUGUUGGGGCAGAGCGGGGCCCGGCCGGACAGCGUGGCGCUGGAGCUGGGCGAGGACAGCCCCCCCGGUGCCCCCCGCCCGCAGGGUGCGAGCCCCCUGGUUCAGCGGCAGCCCUGGGCCUCCAACAGCUCCUCCAACAACAACAUUGGCAGUGGCAGCCCCGCGUCCCGCGAACCCCUGGCUGGCGACAGCUGGUGCUACCGCCGUAUGAUCACCUUCCGGGGGCUGAUGGCCAAGCCGCUGGGCACCGUGCCACGCGGCCAGCCCCAGCUCGGGGGGUCCCCGCCGGGCCACGACUUCCGCCGCCCGCGGCAGGAUCAGCCCCCCGGCACUGCCGGCGGCUCCUCCUCUCCGUGCCGCUCGCCCUCCCCGCGGCGUCAGGCCUGGCACAGCCGUGACUCAUCAACCUCCGGCCGCUCGCAGGCAGCAGCGCUGGCUGCCAGCCCCGGCACGCCGUGGGGCCCCGGCACGGCCCUGCCAGCUCCGGCAGGGGCCCAGCACGAUGCCCACCCGGAUGAGAGCGUGGAGGGGAGCAGCCCUGCGUGCAGCCCCCUGCCCCACGCCAUGGCUGCAGUGGGGCUGGGGGAGGCCACCCCCGUGGCUGGCACCACCGUGACGAACGCCGGAUCCCCCACAGAGCCUGGCACAGACAGCACCCAGCCUGCACCGGAGACCGCCGAGGCACCCACGCCGGUGCCCGGGGAGGCUGCCACUGACAGUGGCACAUGCGCUGCCAGCAACGUGGACCGGACACCAGACAAGACGUUCUCCAGCUCUAGCUUCCCCAGCGCCGACGAGGGGAGUGAUGAGGACACAGCUGAGCUGACCUCUGGCGUCUUCACUGACUUCUCCGGGGACUAUGUGGAGCGGGUGGAGGCGGCCCCAGUGUUGAAGUCCCUGCAGAAGCAGGUGGGGACGCCAGACUCCCUGGAGUCGCUGGACAUCCCCUCCACAGCCAGCUCCUGCGAGGUCUUCAGCCCCACCGCCUUUGCACCCGCCGGCCAGCCCAAGGCCCUUGACAGUGGCUAUGACACUGAGAACAAUGAGUCCCCUGAGUUUGUCCUCAAAGAGCCCCAUGAGCCCCGAGAGGCAGAGGCCUUCAGCCAGCUGGGGAAGCCACCCCCGGGGCUACCGGGGGGCGAGGGCUUGGCCCCCGAAACGCAGCUCUCCACCUCCUUGGGGGCUGAGCUGCACAGCCUCGUUGAGAAGAACCCCUACCGCGACUCUGCCUACUUCUCCGACUACGACACUGAGGCUGAGCGCGGCCCCAAGGACGAGGACAGUGAUGGGUCCCAGACCCCAGAGGCAGAGGAGGUUCCCCGGUCCCCUGCGCAGGACCUAGGGCGAGCCCCCAUGCUGGGAGAGGACCCACUGCACCCCCCGGGAGCACCCAGCAGCCCCCCAGCAGCGCCUGGCCUCGAGGUGGCAGUGGAUGUGCUGGCAGCGGGGGUUUUGGUGGGGGACUGGCAGGGUGCAGAGGCAGGGAGCACCCCGGCCACCCCCGCGGGGCAGGUGCCUGGCACCGAGCAGCGACCCGCUGGCACGGGGCUGGUGCCGGGCAGCUCUGCGCGCCCCAGUGGGGACGUCUGUCCCCCGGGCUCUGUGCCACCCAAGGCUUUCUUCUUGACCCCGGUGCUGGCGAGCCCUGGGGAGCCGGUGUCCAUCCGAGGGACCCACAUGCCCGAGGGCCCCCCUGGACUUGGGGGAGCCGUGGCUCAGGGUGAACAGACUGUGCCCUCCACGCCGGGGCUGCCCCUGGAGGGGACUGGGGUGGGCGAUGCGCCAGGGGGUCCCAGCACACUGCUACGGGGGGGUGACUUUCCCCCCGGCCUCUCCCCACUCCUGUCUGCCCGGGAGCCACGGCCGGCUGCCCCCGAGUGCUGUGAGGAGCCGGAGGAGGAGGAGGAGGACACGGAGGAUAGCGACGAGUCAGACGAGGAGCUGCGCUGCUACAACAUCCAGGAGCAAAGCGAGGAGAGCGAGGAGGAGCCGGCGGCCGUGCCCAUCGUGGUGGCCGAAAGCCAGAGCAGCAGGAACCUGCGCAGCCUUCUCAAGAUGCCCAGCCUGCUCUCCGAGUCCUUCUGCGAGGACCUGGAGCGCAAGAAGAAGGCCGUCUCCUUCUACGAUGAUGUUACCAUCUACCUCUUCGACCAGGAAAGCCCCACGCGGGAGCUGGCUGAGCAGAGCUUCCCGGAGCCCCCCCCGCCUUUGGGGCAGCCCCCCGCCGGCAGCAGCCCCCCCAGCCCAGCAGACAGGCUGAGCACCUCGGAUGACUCCUCAGACGGCAAUGCCUCGGAAGAGAGUGGUGGCUUCGAGUGGGAUGACGACUUUCCGCUCAUGCCGGUGAAGCCGUCCCUGAUGGCCUCACUGACGGGGACAUCGACAGAGCCCGACGCGGCUGUACCUGAGCUGCCCACCCUGCCCGCACUGGUGCCGGCACAGAAACAGGUGCUGCCCAUCCAGUUCUCCCGGUUCACGGUCUCGCCUGCCCCGGUGUCCCGGUUCUCCAUCACCCACGUCUCUGACUCUGACAUGGACUCCAUAGGAGGCAGCAGCGAAGACGGCGACCGGGAGUGAGCCAGCCGGGAUGCCGGCCAGGCAGUGCCCCGGCACUGGCACCCGUGCAGGAUGGCGGGACCGGGAGCGGGGUCUGGCUGUGGGCUCCCAGACCGCGCUCUGGAUUUUUUUUAGGCAGAUUUUAUCGGAAGGAGCUCGUUUGCUGCUGCGAGUGGGAGCGGGGCCGGCAGGGCCCGGGGCCAGGCGCUUCCAGAAGGAAAUGGAAGUAAAGCGGAGCUGAGCGAAACCUUGAAAUCAGGGCUGGUUCCUUUGGGGUCUAUAGACCAAACCCUGAGGUUACAUCUUGCAGGUGCCACCAAGCCAGGAGGUGCAGCGAAGCCCCGGGGGCUGGCUGGAGCCCAGGGGGUUUUGCCCGGGGGGUCCCGGGGGGGCUGGAAGAGGACAACGCUGGUCCAGUGACCAAGGGGACCCCCGGCCUGCCCCCUGCCCCACGCUGGACUGUGAUCCCCCAGCUCUCUCCCACCCGCUGCCCUGCUCCCCAGCAGAGCCCUUCCCCUUGCCCCUGCCCCAUCUGCUUCCCCCUUCCCCUUAUCUGCUCCAGCCCCGGGAGAGGAAGAAGCUGCGCGUCAACCAGCGAACCCAGCCCUCGUGUGCAGCCAGAGCCCCGGCGGCCACAGGAGAAGCUGCUGUCCUGCAGCGGAGCUGCCAAAAAGCCAUCGGAGGGGACACGGCAGCGAUGAGCCACCACGUCUGACUGGGGAAGAGCCCCGGCUGCAUGGAAUCCCACAGGCAGCGACCCCCACGCCUGGGCUCUCUGGGCUCCGCAAAGCACCGGCCCGCAGUGCACUAGCCAUUAAAAAGUGCAAAAUGACAAAUAUAA